Molecule: messenger RNA, 1329 nt
Organism: Lolium rigidum
Lineage: Eukaryota; Viridiplantae; Streptophyta; Magnoliopsida; Poales; Poaceae
Product: fasciclin-like arabinogalactan protein 7
Exons: 2
Coding region: 317-1144 (275 amino acids)
Source: RefSeq, a predicted model, not a curated record
GAUUGCGUGACACUUGGUGUAGGCAGAAAAUUGUUCACUUUGGUAGUUGGUUCUUGCCGUUUUGUCCUUGUGUUAAGAUCUAUAUUGCUUUCUUUUUGUUCAAGCAACUACUUUAUUUAGUAUCAUGAUUUGGUAGGUAACACUUAAACUUUACUAUAAUGCUGCACCUACACUGGAUCUAGUGAUCCUGGAGUCUGAAAUGAUUUAUUUGUGUGUGUGUGUGUGUGUCUGUAUGUAUUUUCCUUAUCAGAGAUAGUGACCGGAUAAAUCAUCAACUGUAAAAAUUCUUGAUCUGAAUGCUGAAGCGUACACUGAAAUGGAUGGGAAUUGGAUCAGGGAAGAAGACAAGGCAGGUAAGCACACGGUCAUGAUGGUGAUGGAGUUUAAAACAUCCAUUCUUACCACCGCCGUGCUGGCCGUCCUCCUUUGCUCCCCGGCAUUAGCUCAGAAGAGCCCAUCCGUGUCGCUUCCCCCCAGCACCUCACCGGCGCCGGCGCCAGCGCCGCACUACGUCGACCUGGCGGCGCUCCUGAACGUGGCUGGCCCGUUCCACACCUUCCUCAGCUACCUGCAGAAGACGAACGUGAUCGAGACCUUCCAGAGCCAAGCCAAUAACACCGACGAGGGCAUCACCAUCUUCGUCCCCAAGGACUCUGCGUUCUCUGCGCUCAAGAAGUCCACCUUCUCCAACCUCACCGGCGAUCAGCUCAAGCAGCUGCUCCUCUACCACGCCUUCCCAUACUACUACCCGCUGUCCACGUUCAGGAACCUCAGCGCGCUCAACCCGGUGAACACGUUCGCCGGAUCGCCCUACACGCUCAACCUCACCGAUGACAUGGGCAGCAUCUCCGUCCAGUCCAUGUGGUCCAAGCCCAAGAUCUCCAGCAGCGUCUACGCCACUGAACCCGUCGCCCUCUACUCCAUCGACAAGGUUCUCCUGCCCAUGCAGCUCUUCAGCAAGGACCCGCCGCUGGCGCCGGCGCCGGCGCCCGCACCACAGUCCGGGGCGUCCGAUCUGGCACCCAGCCCCGGCGGUGGUAAAGCGGGAGGAAACGCCAAGGCCGACUCGACGAGCGAAGCGUACCGCGUCGGUGUCAAUGGGCUGCUUGCUACCGUGGCAGGUUGCUUGAUGCUCAUGUGGUGAUGAGAGAAAAGAUCGAGGGUUGGCAUUUGUAAGCGCUUGAAAAUUUGAUUUUGAGUUGGUUCAUGGAGUCAUUCUUUUGGACAUAGUAGGCAUGGUAUUAGAAAUGAAUUGGAUUAUAUACGUCAUAUUACUCUCAUAAUCAUGACCAUUACUCAUAAAUCGAUGGAUGGAUGAAUUCUGAAAAA